GAGACUUUCCUGUCACUGGAUACUACUACUCCCAGCUCUCCUCAAAGCCGCUGGAGCAACCCUCUAGUCUUUAGUUUACAAGUGGCAAUUUGACUUGCUCUGCUGUACGUCAGGAGGGGAUGAGGAAAGUGUUGAAACGCCCCGGGGAUUAAGCGAUUGCAGUUUGAAAAAAAAAAAAAAAGCCAAACAAAUAAACAAAACCCACCCACCCUAAAAAACAUGGGGCUGAUGGAGAGAAUGAGGAAAGAAUGGUUCAUGUUCGGAAUAGUGCUGGCGAUCGCCGGAGCUAAACUGGAGCCGUCCGUUGGGGUGAAUGGGGGACCACUGAAGCCAGAAAUAACUGUAACCUACAUUGCUGUUGCAAUAAUAUUCUUUAACAGUGGACUGUCAUUAAAAACAGAGGAGCUGACCAGUGCUUUGAUGCAUAUUAAACUGCAUCUUUUUAUUCAGAUCUUUACACUUGCAUUCUUCCCAGCAACAAUAUGGCUUUUUCUUCAGCUUUUAUCAAUCACACCCAUCAAUGAAUGGCUUUUGAAAGGGUUGCAGACAGUAGGUUGCAUGCCUCCCCCUGUGUCUUCUGCAGUGAUUUUAACCAAGGCAGUUGGUGGAAAUGAGGCAGCUGCAAUAUUUAAUUCAGCCUUUGGAAGUUUUUUGGGCAUCGUUAUAACACCCCUGCUACUGCUGCUAUUUCUUGGUUCAUCCUCAUCUGUUCCUUUUAGAUCUAUUUUUUCUCAGCUUUUUAUGACUGUUGUGGUUCCCCUCAUUAUUGGACAGAUUGUUCGAAGAUACAUCAAGGAAUGGCUUGAAAGAAGAAAACCUCCUUUCGGGACUGUUAGCAGCAGUGUGCUCCUCAUGAUCAUCUACACAACAUUCUGUGACACGUUCUCUAAUCCAAAUAUUGACCUGGAUAAAUUCAGUCUUAUUGUCAUAGUGUUUAUAAUAUUUUCUAUUCAGCUGAGCUUUAUGCUUUUAACCUUCAUCUUUUCAACAAGGAAUAAUUCGGGUUUCACACCAGCAGACACAGUGGCUAUCAUUUUCUGUUCUACACAUAAAUCUCUCACAUUGGGAAUUCCGAUGCUGAAGAUAGUGUUUGCAGGCCAUGAGCAUCUCUCUUUAAUAUCCGUGCCCUUGCUCAUCUAUCACCCAGCGCAGAUCCUUCUGGGAAGCGUGCUGGUGCCAACAAUCAAGUCUUGGAUGGUGUCAAGGCAAAAGGGAGUGAAGUUGACGAGGCCACCGGUAUAACGAACGAGGUGUUCUUUGUGCAGCGAUGUAUAUAUGUACAGGCUUGGACAUACGAGUGGUUCUGAAGACUUGUUCUUGUGAAUGUUGCUUCAAUGCAUAUUUUAUUUUUUUACACAAAAAAAUAUACCUGCCUAAGUGCCUUAAAAUGCAUUUGAUAAGCAUUAUUCCCAAAGCCUACUAUGGGUUACUGCCAAGAGUAGUACAAAGUUUUGGAGUUAUUUUUUUUUUCCUCUCCUUAAUGCAGUGAACAGUCAUAGGAAGUGACGGAAAAAGUAACAUAAUUUCUUUGCACCACAUGUUGUGCAAUACCACUCUGUAAUCGUUACUAUACUGCUUCAAAUGAGGUCACACCAUCAGGAAAAUGUCCUACUGAUGACAAUGAAAUGUUCCAAAGCCUUAGUCAUGAAAACGUUGAUUUGCUGUGUUGAAUCUUUGUUGUUUUUUUACAACAGCCACAUGCCUCUUUCUUAUCAACUCUGCAGGGGUCAGAGAUGGACUAGAUGCUGAAAAGUUAUCUUCAUUCCUUGACAUCAUUCCUUCAAAUA
Chrysochloris asiatica (Cape golden mole) is the source of this 1787-nucleotide messenger RNA. It is a transcript of the gene SLC10A7, whose product is annotated as solute carrier family 10, member 7. Bases 220 to 1242 code for a protein of 340 amino acids. The transcript is spliced from 12 exons. Lineage: Eukaryota; Metazoa; Chordata; Mammalia; Afrosoricida; Chrysochloridae. Gene Ontology annotation, cellular component: plasma membrane. The record is from RefSeq and is a predicted model, not a curated record.